AGUGAGUGCUGCUGUUUCACUAGUAUUUACCUUUUCAUUUUUUUUAAAUUUUCAGGUCAGUAAAAACGACCUACUUGACAUACACACCUACAAAUUCGUCAGGAAGAAUAUGUAACCCCCAAACUGAAGAAAAGAGAAACUGAAAUCGUCAUUAGGUUCAACCCUUUCAACUGAGUCAUCGUGAACAAAACGAGGAACUAAAACUCGUCCUUCAACAUGGCAUUUCGGGGUGGAUCAAGAUCAAUCAGACAGGCAUAUGAAGAUCAUUUUGCACGUAUGGAUGGAAGAAGGGUGACAGUUCAUCGUGUUGUCAAUGUUGUUGAAAAGAGGAACUCUGUGGCACGGCCAGAUUCGGAAUUUGAGAGAGGAUUUACUGAAGACCAGUGGUACGGUAGUCCUCGAAGUUACCAGGAGCCAAGAGGAAGCCACAGCGAGGACGGUUAUCCGCCUAAUGAUCGUCGAUACUUUGAUGAAAAGCCCAACUACAGCAGUUUUCGCAGAAAUUCCUCACCAUCGCGAAAUGAGAGCUCAUAUUCCCAACAGGGUUAUGCUAGAGAUGAUUUGAGACAUCAGUUAAGCUCAAGGAAUAGCGGAAGAGCUCAUCAUUUCCGAAAGAGAACGAGUCGAGGACAGGGCCCGGGCCAGAGGGGGGAUGCAGAAGACUACAGGUCCCCGAAGUCUUUAGUAAUCACACGGGAACGCUCCCCCGGAAGGAGGGAAGCCCCUUCAACUGUCCGCUCCGGAUCCAACACCAACAGGAGCUUCUCUCCUGACAGAGAGAGAGGCUACACACCAAAGCAUAAGUCCGGUUUAGGGACGAGCCAAACCCCCGCCAGCUCCGUGGACGGUUCUCCUCGCAGUUCACCAUCUUCAAAGGAAAAGACUCCAGCAUCUGCAGUGGAGACGGAGGAGACGGCGGCGGCGGCGGCCAGCGUGGACUCAAAACCGGGACAGGAGGAAGACGUAAAGGCUCGCCGCUUGGAGGCCAUUAAGUCUAAAGCUCUAGAAAUUGAGAAGCAUUACAGGCAGGACUGUGAGACAUUUCGCACAGUGGUGAAGAUGCUGGUAGCCAAGGAGCCCAGUUUGGAUAGUCUCCUGCAAGAUCCGCUUGAUAAGAACCUGUUGGAAAUCAAGGAACGCUGCCUGGAUGCCCUGAGGAGCUUCGUGACAGAGCUGGACGAGAUAUUAGAGCAGCCGGACAUCUCAGAAUAAUCCACAUAUCGCAGAACGUUAAGGUGAUGAAAAGGAUUCGUAUCUUCUCUGAAAUAACUGGAUCUGUUGUCAAGAUGGACUUUUAACGUUUUAUCUUUUUUACUUGUAAUGGUACAUUAUUAUAUUAUUUUGUCAAUUAAUUGUGGCAACAAUAUUUUUUUCACAAGAAAAUCACUAAUGUAUGAUGAAGAUGGAAGAGACAUUAAAGGAACCGCCUGGCAUUAGAACAACCUUUGAUCUAUUGUUAGAUGGCAAGGAGUGUAAACUUCUGUUGGGGACCAAAACAGCAUCAGUUUAAUACAUUUUGGGUGAAAAUGGUGUAUUCAAUUCAAUUCCAUUAAAUUCUAAAUACAGUACUUGAUUAAUCCCUGAAGGGAAAUUAUUUAAUUAUGUGUUUUUUUUAGGAAAAAAAAAAAUGGAAGCAGUUAAGGACAGAGACCGUUUGUACAGGCGUCCCUUUUUCUAAGUCCAAACAGGUCAACUAUUAAAUGUCACAUAAAGUAGACGCAGAAGCAGGAGUGUUCAUGACCUCUGCUUGCGACACGUGUUUUGUCAUUUUGCCAUUUUUAGUAUUGAUCCAGUUCCAUGGCAGCAGAGUUCGAUUGCCCCCAGUGUUAACAGUAAUUGUCAUUUAGCUGCAAAUAUGCAUUCAUAUGUUAAGGUCCCCAGGGAAAGUUUGAACGUUCAAGAGAAUGGUCCUUUUAAAGAAUAUAACCCUCAAAUUUAAAACUGUGGAAAUGAACGUCUGCUGACUACUACACUGAAAUACCUGUAGUAUUGGUAGAAUGAUGAAAGAAGUAAAUCUUACCUACAACUAAGAAAUAAAAUAUGUACAGUAUACAAAUCCUAUUCAGAGUGAACUUUAACAGUUUUUUUUCCAGUGAAUUGUUAAACUUGAGCCAUGCCUUGCUAUUCAGAGGGUUGACAGGUUCUUGUAGACUGAAGCUAAUCAAAGCGCUGGCAGGAAAACAUGAGUAAGUCAUGGAGAUUAACAGAUCUAACGUGUACUCAAGUUCAAUUUAUUUCUCGCUUCAGUAGGUGCAAGUGCUGUUGACACAAUUAUCAAAUGCAAGUGUUCGGAAACCAGUAUUAAAUACUCCAACUCUGUGGAGUUACCUUAUUGAAGUGCUGUUUGUGUAAAGAAAAUGGCAUUUUAGUUCAUGUGGGUUUUGUUUUUGUGUUUUGUAAGUUGAAAAUCAGCUGCUUUUAGACUGUAAAGUUAACUUUGUAAAUAAAAUGUGUGUUCAUGAAAUACACAAAAAUGUUCUUCUUUUU
This is a messenger RNA of Cololabis saira (Pacific saury), 2487 nucleotides long. RefSeq names its product periphilin-1-like. The record is from RefSeq and is a predicted model, not a curated record. The transcript has 10 exons. Gene Ontology annotation, biological process: negative regulation of DNA-templated transcription; protein localization to heterochromatin; negative regulation of gene expression, epigenetic. The coding region runs from base 217 to 1212 and encodes 331 amino acids. Lineage: Eukaryota; Metazoa; Chordata; Actinopteri; Beloniformes; Belonidae. Gene Ontology annotation, cellular component: nucleoplasm.